UGUGACUAGGAUCAUAAAUCUGAAAUUAAGUACAUUUAAAAAAAUUAUUAUUAUUAAGCCCCUCGCCCUCAACCAAUAAUUGAAGAACGUAAGCCAACACCAACAAAAACACCACCGAAGAAACCAACUCCAAAGCCUUCACCGUCCCCAAAAAUCUUACCAUCUCCAGUGGAAGAGAUGGAUAUUCCUGCCCCAAUCCCAAUCCAUGCAGUUGAGAGAGAACUUCGAGGUUCACGUCAAUCUUUGGCUACUGUACUCAGUCGUCGUUCUGAAAGCCCGCAAAGGGCACAACACGCGUUUUAUAGGCCCUUGACUAGCGAUCCACUCGAAGAAAUUGACAUUUCAAUGCCUAUACCCAUAGACACACGUACAGGAGAUGCUCGUCAUCUACUUGGAGAGGCCGAGCAUCCACUGGAGAAAGUAGUAGAAACGCCUGAGGCAAAAAGAGCACAGCAUAUGUUUAUUCGACCAGGAUUUGAUAACAUCCCUGCCUAUAAUUGAUAAUGUUUUGGAAGGAUUUUGAUAAGAUUUAGAUGUUAUUUUUAAAAUAAAUUUUUUGUGUGUCAAGUUGAAACUGGGGAAGAAACGAUUUGAAUUUU
Messenger RNA from Meloidogyne enterolobii, 599 nucleotides. The record is from the annotation of a GenBank genome assembly. NCBI's taxonomy places the organism in Eukaryota, Metazoa, Nematoda, Chromadorea, Rhabditida, Meloidogynidae.